Pogoniulus pusillus (Red-fronted tinkerbird) is the source of this 2267-nucleotide messenger RNA. RefSeq names its product DDRGK domain containing 1 (gene DDRGK1). The record is from RefSeq and is a predicted model, not a curated record. Bases 52 to 948 code for a protein of 298 amino acids. NCBI's taxonomy places the organism in Eukaryota, Metazoa, Chordata, Aves, Piciformes, Lybiidae. The transcript has 9 exons.
GGUCCUUGCGGCGCUGAGUGCCGGUGUGGGCGGCCCGCCCGGGGUUGGAGGAUGGAUGCGGUGCUGCUGGCUGCAGCUGCGGUGCUCCUCGCCGUCCUCCUCUUCUUCGCCACCCGCCUCCGAGGCCAAGCGAGGGCAGCUGACGAGGAGCACCAGCAAAAUGUGGCAGCAGCAGCAGUGGCCAGGCCUUGGCCCCAUGCUGAGGAGCAGGGGGAAGGGAUGCCACGGCGCAGGAGGAACAUGGGCAGCAGGAUGAUGGCCCAGAGGAGAGCUCAGCAGGCAGAAGACAGGCUGGAAGAGGAAGAUGAUGCUGAGGAGGUGCCAGAAUUUCAGGUGUCUGGCAAAAUUGGUGCAAAGAAGCAGAGGAAAUUAGAAGAGAAACAAGCCAGAAAAGCACAGAGAGAGGCUGAAGAAGCAGAGCGAGAAGAAAGGAGAAAGCUUGAGUCAAAAAGAGAGGAGGAAAGGAGGAAAGAAGAGGAGAGAAUCCGUCUGGAGGAGGAGCGGCAGGAAGAGGAAAAAAGGAAGGCAAAAGAAGAAGAGGAGAAGAGAGAGUAUGAAGAGUACCUGAAGCUGAAGGAGAGUUUUGUAGUUGAAGAGGAAGGGGUUGAAGAAUCAAUGACAGAGGAAGAGUCUCGCAGCUUUCUGAUGGACUUCCUUGCCUACGUGAAGAAAACAAAGGUCAUCCAGCUGGAGGACUUGGCUUCUCAUUUGGGGUUAAGAACACAGGAUGCAAUUAACAGAAUCCAGGACCUGAUGGCAGAUGGCACUCUAACAGGUGUGAUUGAUGACAGAGGGAAGUUCAUCUACAUCACUCCAGAGGAGAUGGCUGCCGUGGCUCAGUACAUCAAACGGAGAGGACGAGUCUCCAUUGCAGAGCUAGCCCAAGCAAGCAAUUCCCUCAUCAACCUCCAGCCUGACAGCCAAGCUGUUGCUCCAACUGUGGCCUGAAAUGGUGACAUGAGAGAAAAAUACAGCAGGUGUUAAUGAAUGAACCCCAUCAUUAAACCCAAACAAGAACCGCUCCAGGCCACGUGCAGUGCUUGAAUAUAGGAUGCUGCUCUUAAGCAUCAGCUGCAAGACUUGCUCAAAAGUUUCUCUUUUCAUUCUGCUCUUUUGAUACCAGCUCUAAGCUGGUAUCAAAUUGGUCAGGCCUUGGUUCUAGUCAAGAACUUGGGACUAAAACACUGAUGCGCCUGUACCCUGGGGAAUUUAGGUGCUUACUUUACGUUGGCAGUCAGUUUCGUGUGACCACACCCAGAGUUUUUAUUGUUUCCAGAUUCUGGUGUCUGUAUCAAAUAUAGUUGGCUUUGAUCGUCUCUGGGCUUCUCCAAGCUUGCUCUGCAUUGUCAGAGCUGUGUAACUUUGUGGCAAUGCCACAUACAACUUAGGGUGAUAAAUGUGUGUGCAGGGGGAGGCUUGCAGAUCAUGUCCUCUGCAAACAUGGGAAGGCUGGAUUGAAGAAGCCAAUGCUGCAAGUGAGCCUGUUCUGUUCCUACUGAAACUCUAGAAAUGUGAGAACUUCAAGAGGUGACUUCAGAAACCUUUGCCAUAUCAGCAUGGCUUGGUUUGUGCAACGUGUUGGGUUUGAUUGCAGCCAAGCUGAGUUAUUUUUCUAUAGCUGAGACAAAGAAUCCCCUCCAGGGAAAGGAAACCUGCCUCAUGCAUUGUGCAGGCUCAUUCUGCUGAUUCCAGCCAGUUUCUGAUGAGUCAUCCUUUGAAGUAAGAGCCAGCUCAGGCAGCCUCAGCCUGCCUUACUCCAUGGCCUUUGUGUCCUGGGUGGUUUGGUGUUUUAACAAAUCAAAAAUUCAAAUACUGUGAGUCAUGGUACAUAUUAAAUUAUUAUUAAUAUGUGAUUUUUAGGGGUUAGGAUAUAUCCUGCAUCAGAAUAUUUAUUUAAUGGCCUAAUUGAUUUCAGAAAGGAGAACUACCCAAACUGGCGUGCAUGCGUGGCAGCUGCGGAGGGCAAGAGGGGCUGCUUUGAUCUCUGCCAGCCUUAGAGCUGACUGGAGUAGAGGGAAAGCUGCUUUCUAAGUGAGAGGAGAGCAAUGAUCUGGUGGGAGGAGGAACAGUUCCUUCUUAACCUCUGAACUGCUGCUGAUUGUAGCACUGCAGAGCUGCUGAGUUACCAUCAAGGGCCGGUACCUGGCACAACAAAAACAUGAGAUGAGAGACUUCCCAAGUCUCUUCCUUACUCAAAAAAAGUAUUUUUUACCAUGACUUGUAUUGUUCUGCUCUAGAUUACUCUUGAAAUAAAAUAAACAACAUUG